Molecule: messenger RNA, 378 nt
Organism: Bipolaris oryzae ATCC 44560
Lineage: Eukaryota; Fungi; Ascomycota; Dothideomycetes; Pleosporales; Pleosporaceae
Exons: 2
Coding region: 1-378 (125 amino acids)
Source: RefSeq, a predicted model, not a curated record
AUGUCGUCGCAAAUGACUCGCUCAACAGUCGUGAUCUGCAUCGUAAACGGGAGGGAACACGGGUCUGGAAAAGAGAUAGCAAUCGUAUGGUGGGUUACGAAAGCCGGACCAGCAAGGUCAGAUCCACAGCCACUCGAACACCAUAUAGCCCCGCAGGGGUUUUGUCAACGACCGUUGUUGCAGGUGCUAGGAUCCUUUGCCCCGCCUUCAACAUGGCCUGACUCCCAACGGUAUCAGGUCAAAGUUCAAGUCCAAGCAUUUGCUAACCCAUUUGAUAUAUGUCCCGUUGGGUGUGGCUGCGAUUGUGCAUUCGUCCAGAGCCUCGGCACUCUCCACGAUCAGCACCAAUUCAGCUACUUUCAGUUUCAACCCUCCUGA